GCAGUCAAUACGCCGUCGUACGCUCUCCAUCGCCAACCUCCCAUCGUCGUCUCUCUCGCGAAGACAGAAACAGAGAGAGAGAGAGAGAGCCUCUGGCAGGAUCGAAGGAAGCCACUGAAGUAAUAAAAUCUAAAAAUGGCUAUGAAAUCCGUGUUCGAUUCUUCUCAACUUAGAGCUGAAUUCGAACAAGUUGGUGUCAGUACUCGCUUCAUCCCUAUCAUCUGGAAGCAUGUAAUGCAGAACCCUAAUUGUCAAUGGGAUGAAAUUCCGUCUUUGCCUUCAGGGGCGUACCAUUUGCUUCGCUCCAAGUUUGUUCCUUUACUCUCCACCCUUGACUCCGCCGUUGAAUCAAGUGACGGUGUUACCACCAAGCUCCUCAUCAAGCUGCAGAAUGGGUCAUUUGUGGAGGCUGUAAUCAUGAGAUACGACUCGCGCCUGGGAAUAUAUAAUGGAAAGCCUCGUUCCGGUGGACCAAGAUCAACUUUGUGCAUAUCUUCUCAGGUUGGAUGCAAAAUGGGCUGCAAAUUUUGUGCAACAGGAAGCAUGGGAUUCAAAAACAAUCUUUCAUCUGGUGAAAUUGUUGAGCAGUUGGUCCACGCUUCUCUUUUUUCUACCAUACGCAAUGUUGUUUUCAUGGGAAUGGGAGAACCCUUAAACAAUUACUCUUCCCUCUUGGAGGCUAUUCAUAUUAUGACGUCGUCUCCAUUCCAUUUAUCUCCAAGGAAAAUUACUGUCUCAACGGUUGGUAUCAUCCAUGCCAUUAAUAAGCUCCAUGCCGAUCUUCCAAAUGUAAACCUUGCCGUGUCUCUGCAUGCACCAGUUCAGGAUCUCCGCUGUCAGAUAAUGCCUGCUGCCAGAGCCUUUCCUUUGGAAAAAUUGAUGGAUGCAUUGCUUGUGUAUCAAAAGGAAAGCCAGCAAAAAAUAUUUAUCGAGUACAUAAUGCUUGAUGGAGUAAAUGAUGAGGAGCAGCAUGCCCACCAGCUUGGUAAAUUGCUGGAGACAUUUCUAACGGUUGUGAACUUGAUACCUUUUAAUCCUAUUGGUUCCCUGAGUGCGUUUCAAACAAGUAAUGAUGAGAAAGUGACCAGAUUUCAGAAAAUUUUGAGGGAUACCUAUGGAAUUCGAACAACAGUUCGCAAGCAAAUGGGACAAGACAUAAGUGGUGCCUGUGGUCAGUUAGUAGUUAAUUUGCCAAACAGGCAGUCUUUGGCACACAAAGAUGUUUUAGCAGACAUUGAAGAUCUUCGGAUCUAAAAGUUUUAGAUCCCCCAUUACAGGACAACAUUUGAAGUUCCUCUUGUUGGAUUGGAUGAGAGAACAUGAAUUCUUUGGAGUUCUGUCACGUUUCGAUCCAGCCUUGGCUUCCCGGGGGGUUGUAAUGUACUGUAGAUGCUGCUGCUACAUUUGUGAUUUGUGUGUGUUAUGUAUCCCAUGUCUCCAACUGAUUGCUUACAUUGAUCCAAUAUGUGAUAAAUGAAAAUGGUUUGGUUGA
Cuscuta campestris is the source of this 1492-nucleotide messenger RNA. The record is from the annotation of a GenBank genome assembly. Lineage: Eukaryota; Viridiplantae; Streptophyta; Magnoliopsida; Solanales; Convolvulaceae.